This is a messenger RNA of Musa acuminata subsp. malaccensis (wild Malaysian banana), 1763 nucleotides long. RefSeq names its product CDP-diacylglycerol--serine O-phosphatidyltransferase 1-like. Gene Ontology annotation, molecular function: L-serine-phosphatidylethanolamine phosphatidyltransferase activity. The record is from RefSeq and is a predicted model, not a curated record. Gene Ontology annotation, biological process: phosphatidylserine biosynthetic process. Lineage: Eukaryota; Viridiplantae; Streptophyta; Magnoliopsida; Zingiberales; Musaceae.
AACGGGGAUAAGGGAACCGCCCUUCCCCUGUUUCGUCUCUCCCCGUUUCUUGACGCGUUCGAUCCGUCGCCGCUUUGCUGACUUUACAUUCGAGUUGCCGGAGAAGAAAGGGCAGGAAAGAAAGGAAGAGAAAAAGAAGAGGACGAUUGCUCUGCGAGCGGCAGCCAUUCCCUUCCUUUAUUCUCUGUUUGAGCACAUCCGGGGAGCUGCUUCGGUGGUGCUCAUGGACGUCAAUGGUCUGCGGAAAACAGCAAAAAGAGACUUCGUAUCUCGAGAAGAUGGUGUUGCAAAAUCAUUAAAUGAUUUUGGUGAUUUUGAUCCAUGGACAGCUUGGGCAUACAAGCCUCACACAAUCUCUUUACUCCUCAUUGGUACAUGCCUGUUAGUUUGGGCAAGUGGUGUAGUUGAUCCUGAAAGUACAGCAUCUAAUGAUGUCGUUACAUCAGUAAAGAGAGGUGUCUGGGCAGUGAUUGCAGUCUACCUAGCCUAUUCCUUGCUGCAAGCACCAUCAACGGUACUUAUAAGGCCACAUCCUGCCAUUUGGCGCAUGGUCCAUGGAAUGGCUGUCGUGUAUCUUGUCGCCCUCACUUUUUUGCUUUUUCAGAAUCGUGAUGAUGCUCGGGAAUUUAUGAAAUUUCUCCAUUCGGACCUAGGAGUUGAACUACCUGAAAGGUCGUAUGGCACUGAUUGCCGUAUUUAUGUACCUGAGAAUCCUGAAAGCAGGUUUAACAACGUUUAUGAUACAUUAUUUGAUGAAUUUGUUCCUGCUCAUAUUUUUGGGUGGUGGGGAAAGGCUAUAAUGAUACGUAACCAGCCCCUUUUGUGGGUGUUGUCAAUUGGCUUUGAAACAAUGGAGCUUACCUUUCGCCAUAUGUUGCCAAAUUUUAAUGAGUGCUGGUGGGACAGUAUUAUUUUGGACAUCAUUAUCUGCAAUUGGUUUGGUAUCUGGGCAGGAAUGCGUACUGUAAGGUACUUUGAUGGAAAAACCUAUGAGUGGGUUGGCAUAAGUCGGCAGCCAAAUAUAAUUGGUAAGGUCAAAAGAACAUUGGGCCAGUUUACACCUGCACGAUGGGACAAAGAUGAAUGGCAUCCGCUGCUUGGACCAUGGAGGUUCAUUCAAGUGCUGUUCCUUUGUGUUGUUUUUAUGACUGUGGAGCUGAACACCUUUUUUCUCAAGUUUUGUCUUUGGAUUCCACCUAGAAACCCCUUGAUUGUUUAUAGAUUGGUCCUCUGGUGGCUAAUCGCUAUUCCUACUAUUCGCGAGUACAAUACCUACUUGCAAGACAGGAAGCCUGUGAAGAAGCUCGGAGCAUUCUGUUGGCUUUCACUGGCAAUAUGCAUAGUGGAACUUCUAAUCUGUGUUAAAUUUGGCCAUGGUCUCUUUCCCAAUCCAAUGCCUCCAUGGUUGAUAACAUUUUGGACAGCCGUAGGCAUAGCUAUCGUAAUUUUCCUUCUCGCAUGGUCUUUUCAGAUUCAUCGAACGGUGAUGAUGAAGAAGUUAUGACCAUUAUUUUGGAUCGUCUUCUAUGCCUCUGUGAAUAUGUCUCGCAUUUGUAUGAUUGUUGCUUCGACUGGAAACCAGUCUGGCAAUCCGUGGAUAUUUCUUUAAUUUGUUUUCGUCGUAUGAUUUGCGGCAAUUAUGUUCUUCCCGCCCAUUUUCUUUAUGCUGUCGUAGGAAAAGUUAAUACUUAUGAAAACGAUUUCGGAUCAGAUGUCUGAACUAUUCAUCAUGCUAGUAUAUGACCCUUCAAUCGUUGCUUGUA